This is a messenger RNA of Seriola aureovittata, 2533 nucleotides long. It is a transcript of the gene gatm, whose product is annotated as glycine amidinotransferase (L-arginine:glycine amidinotransferase). Gene Ontology annotation, molecular function: amidinotransferase activity. Gene Ontology annotation, cellular component: mitochondrion. NCBI's taxonomy places the organism in Eukaryota, Metazoa, Chordata, Actinopteri, Carangiformes, Carangidae. The transcript is spliced from 9 exons. The record is from RefSeq and is a predicted model, not a curated record. Bases 83 to 1354 code for a protein of 423 amino acids.
CGUCUUCAUUCAUGAGCAAACUGAGAGGUGGAUCGCGCGCUGCCGUUUCAUUUCCCUGACACACUCACUAUUACUGUGGACAAUGCUGCGAGUAAGGUGUCUGAGAGGAGGUAGCAGGGGGGCCGAGGCUGCCCAUCUGAUCGGAGCCAUGCUUGGCCGGGCGGUGACUGGAUGGGUGCAGAGGGCUUUUCAGAGCACUUCAAGUGCAGGAGCUGCACAGAUGCAGCAUGUGGUUGAAGUGGAACAUGUUACUGAGCCUGUGCUGCAGGAAUGUCCUGUCUGCAGCUACAAUGAAUGGGACCCUCUCGAGGAAGUGAUUGUGGGUCGUGCUGAAAAUGCCCAAGUGCCUCCCUUCACCGUGGAAGUGAAAGCUAACACAUAUGAGAAGUACUGGCCAUUCUACCAGAAGCAUGGCGGCCAGUCUUUUCCUGCGGACCACUUGAACAAAGCUGUUGCUGAGAUUGAAGAAAUGUGCAAUAUCCUGCGUCAUGAGGGCGUCAAUGUGAGGAGGCCGGAACCCAUCAACUGGUCCCUGGAAUACAAAACUCCAGAUUUCACAUCCUCAGGUAUGUAUGCUGCCAUGCCCAGAGACAUCCUUAUGGUUGUGGGAAAUGAGAUUAUUGAGGCUCCUAUGGCCUGGAGAGCUCGCUUCUUUGAAUACCGGGCCUACAGACCUUUGAUCAAGGAAUACUUCAGUAAAGGUGCUAAAUGGACCACUGCUCCCAAACCCACUAUGGCUGAUGAGCUGUACGAUCAGGACUACCCCAUCCGCACAGUGGAGGACAGACACAAGCUGGCCGCCGAGGGGAAGUUUGUGACCACGGAGCACGAGCCCUGCUUCGAUGCUGCUGAUUUCAUUCGAGCUGGGCGGGACCUUUUCGUACAGAGGAGUCAGGUUACAAAUUACAUGGGAAUUGAAUGGAUGCGUCGUCAUCUAGCCCCAGACUACAAGAUCCACAUCAUCUCUUUCAAGGAUCCUAACCCCAUGCACAUUGAUGCCACUUUUAACAUCAUCGGGCCAGGACUGGUGCUGUCAAACCCUGAUCGCCCGUGUCGCCAGGUUGACAUGUUCAAGAAGGCCGGCUGGACAAUUGUGAAACCUCCAACACCUCUCAUCCCUGAUGACCACCCGCUGUGGAUGUCCUCCAAAUGGUUGUCCAUGAAUGUCCUGAUGUUGGAUGAAAAGCGUGUUAUGGUUGACGCCAACGAAUCCACCAUUCACAAAAUGUUCGAGAACCUCGGUAUCAAGACCGUAAAGGUGAACAUUCGCCAUGCCAACUCCCUGGGUGGCGGCUUCCACUGCUGGACAACUGAUGUCCGCCGCCGUGGUACCCUGCAGUCCUACUUCCACUAGCCACGCCAGAAAUAGGCAGUUCUUAUUGAGCUUUGAAGAUUAAAGCCUCAGUCCGGAUUCUUAAUUUUACUGUAACUGUCGAAUGUAUUGUUAGUCAAUCAUGUAUGUACACAGUUUAAUGAAGGGAAGAGUUAUCUUCAAAACUGUGUAAGUUUUAAAUUUGCAUGUUUGGGUGUCACCUGCUGCAACUCAAAGUCAAAUCAAUGGACAGUGUAAUCUUCAAACGUGUAUCAAACAAACUAAUAAUGGGGCAAUCUUAUAACGACAGGUGGCACCAAAGUCCUUUUCCGGACUGGGUCUUAAUGUCCUAAUGAACAUGUAUGAAUUGUUUUGAUUUGACAUUGCUGUGCAUCACAAUGCCUUUGCAAACAGCUUUGUUCAGAAAUAUAUACAGCAUAUAUACAGUACAUAUACAUAUGCUCAAUAGUAACAAAUGAACAUCACUUUAUUUCAGUCAGUAAUCUCAAUAUUAACUGCAUUUCUGGCCUGGCUAUUGUGAAGCUGACAUGUUUAUGACAUGUACAUCUGAAAAGUCAUAACUUCGAGGACAAGGUACAAUUUGGUAUGUGAAUGUCAUCAAACUAGGGCACAGGGGGAGAAACGCUUCCUCCUCAUGAAAACUUGGACACCACAAUUCUGUCUUUUUCCAAAGUAUUUUUUUAUUUAAAGAAAUGUAUAAAAGUUGUUACAUAGGUCAUUAAACAAUAUUAAUUUCUUAUUGCUAGUAUAUUAUUUUGUAAAGAUUUUAAUUGAACAGACAAAGUUCCACUUAUAUUUUCAUACUCUUUAUUGGAUUUCCCGCAAAUUAGUGUUUUUAUAUAUUUACUAAAAAAAAAAAAAAGUAUGCGGUCCAUAUCAGAUAUUGUAUACCUUUUGCCUCUGCUGUUUUCUAUUGCAAAUCUGGGCCAGUUAUAUGCUACUAGUCAUUCUUACUCAACUGCUUAGCUGCUUUUGUGUGCAAAGCAAAUAUGCCAAAAGAAUGAAAGACAUUUUGUUGUGAAGAUUAAUGUUGUAUGGUUCCUUCGCUGCAUAUACAGUUGGACGUAGAUGUUUACCUUUUGAAGUCUGCCUUGAUAUUUAUUUUGAAACAAUGAAUUCAAGGGAAGUUGUGGAUCAGCAGAAGAAUGCAAGUGAUGUUUUGUAUUAUGCAACAUUAUUAAAUGUAAUUUUAAAAAAAGA